UUGAUAUCAUUUCACCACACAGAAAAGAGGCCUUGAAAUGGCAAAUUACAAGCUUAAUUUGAUGUUGGUUAUGGCUAUGGCUGCACUUGCACUCCAUGUUGCUGCAAGAACUGCCCCAAAUGAGGCGGCAAAAGGUCUCAAUGACCAAAAGAACUUCCUCAACUAUGGUGGAGUUGGUGGUUUCUCUGGCAUUGGUGACGGUGGACUCCCCUUCGGAGGCGGUUUCGGCGGGGGAGGGCUUGGAGGAGGUGGUGGCUUAGGCGGGCUUGGUGGCGGCGUUGGCGGAUUCGGUGGGGUUGGCAUUGGUGGUAUUGGUGGCGGAGUUGGAGGUGGCGUGAUAGGGGGAAUCGGUGGGAUUGGUGGUGGUGGUGGACUCGUUAAACUUCCUUAAAGUAUUAAUCUUAGAGUGGGGGUUUACAAAAUUUGGUGUGUUCUUUUUAUGUGUUUUGUAAUGUCUGGGAGUUUCUUUAGGGUUUAUAAGAAAAGAUAAGUAAUAUGUGUGUUUUGGUUUGUGAUUUUAGUUAAAUACAUCUUGUUGGCAAGGAUGCUUGUGUGAAGAGGAUUUAGGUGCUAUCCUUUUUUAAGUGUAGGAAUAAAUAUAAUAAUAUAUGUUUUUUUGUUCCCAA
Molecule: messenger RNA, 626 nt
Organism: Cucumis melo (muskmelon)
Lineage: Eukaryota; Viridiplantae; Streptophyta; Magnoliopsida; Cucurbitales; Cucurbitaceae
Exons: 1
Coding region: 38-391 (117 amino acids)
Source: RefSeq, a predicted model, not a curated record